UGAUAAGGAUGUGAUAAUACGUCAACGUGUUCGAAAAACUGAGCGCCGGUCUCAUUAUUCGAUUGAUUUUCUUGCUGAGCACUUGAACUGAAGAAUUGAAAUUUGAGCAAAAAUUUGAAGAAUACAAAAAGAUAUUGUAAAGACUACAAAAUGAGUCCCAGUGUCACGAAUGGAACAACUUUUAAACCAGUCACUCACGUUAUAUUCGAUAUGGAUGGAUUACUCUUGAAUUCUGAAGAAUGCUACCACAAAGUAGAUUUAGCUGUAAUCGGUCAGUUUGGCAAGGCAGUACCAGAUCACCUCAAACUAGAAAUAUUGGGUUAUUCGGAUAUGGAUUGUGCUAAAAAAAUCGUCGAAAUUUGCGAACUACCGAUUACGACCGAAGAAUACGCCAAAGAAGCUAAAAAAUAUACUCAUUUAUUGAAAGAUGUUAAAUUAUUACCAGGUGCUGAAAGAUUAAUUAGACAUUUAGCUAAACAUAAUAUUCCGAUCGCGAUCGCUACAAGCAGUAGUAAUACUAGUGUUCAAGCUAAAAUACACAACCAUCAAGAACUUUUCAGUUUAUUUCAUCACAUGGUGAUGGGAAGUAGUGAUCCUGAAGUAACUAAAGGCAAACCUCAUCCGGAUAUAUUUCAAAUUUGUGCUAGGAGGUUUCCUGAUAAUCCAGAUCCUGAACAGUGUCUGGUUUUCGAAGACGCUCCGAACGGUGUUACUGCAGCCAGAAAAGCUGGAAUGCAAUCUGUACUCGUUCCAGACGAAAAUUUACCAAUGGAACGAAGAAAAAAUGCCACCUUAGUGCUUAAUUCAUUGCUCGAAUUCGAGCCUGAAAAAUUCGGCUUACCUCCAUUUUAAAAAUGUUUUAUUUGCUUGUUUUUUAAAAAUGUGUUUUACCUGUGUAUUUAAUAUUUAUUGUAUGUAAGAUGAUGUUUGAUUUUAACUUUCAAAAAAAUGGUUCUCUAUUUUAAAUAUGAACGAAUUGUGUAUUUUUUGUUAAAAGAAUACACUUUUUUUAAAAAAUUAUUCGUUAACAUUAAUAUUUUUGUUUAAAUUUAACUGGAAAAAAUCAUUAUGUGAAAGUAAAAAUUAAAUUGCAUUUUUCAUCA
This is a messenger RNA of Planococcus citri (citrus mealybug), 1103 nucleotides long. Its product is annotated as probable pseudouridine-5'-phosphatase. The record is from RefSeq and is a predicted model, not a curated record. Bases 151 to 852 code for a protein of 233 amino acids. The transcript has 5 exons. Gene Ontology annotation, molecular function: phosphatase activity. NCBI's taxonomy places the organism in Eukaryota, Metazoa, Arthropoda, Insecta, Hemiptera, Pseudococcidae.